This is a messenger RNA of Rhea pennata, 11314 nucleotides long. It is a transcript of the gene SLCO3A1, whose product is annotated as solute carrier organic anion transporter family member 3A1. Bases 293 to 2410 code for a protein of 705 amino acids. The transcript has 10 exons. The record is from RefSeq and is a predicted model, not a curated record. Gene Ontology annotation, molecular function: protein binding. Gene Ontology annotation, cellular component: plasma membrane. Gene Ontology annotation, biological process: prostaglandin transport; sodium-independent organic anion transport; transmembrane transport. Lineage: Eukaryota; Metazoa; Chordata; Aves; Rheiformes; Rheidae.
UCCGCCGGGGCCAGCGCCGUUUCCCCCCGCCCCUCGGCGGCGGCGGCGGCGGGGCCGCGGAUCCGGCCUGCGCGGGGCCGGCGGAGGGGAGCGAGGGGAGGAGAGGAGGGAGGCGGCGGCGGCGGCGCGCUGGCCAUGGCAGCAGCAGCAGCCCGCGGGCGGAGAGGCAGCCGCCGCGGGCCGCCGCUGUGAUUGGCACCGCGAGGAGGAGGAGGAGGAGGAGGAAGGCGCGGGGCAGCCGCGGGGCCCGCCAUCCCUCCGCGGCGGCGGUGCGGCGGCGGCGCCCGGGAGGAUGCCGGGCAAGACGGGCUCGGCGGGCGGCGGCGAGCUCCCGGGGGCCGGCGCGCAGCGGCAGAAGAAGAGCAGGAGGAAGGUGUCCUGCUUCUCCAGCAUCCAGCUCUUCCUGGUGUCCGAGUGCGCCCUGAUGCUGGCCCAGGGCACCGUGGGAGCGUACCUGGUGAGUGUUUUAACCACGCUAGAGCGUCGAUUCAACCUUCAGAGUGCUGACGUGGGAGUCAUUGCUAGCAGCUUCGAGAUUGGGAACCUGGCCCUCAUCCUCUUCGUGAGCUACUUUGGAGCCCGAGGACACAGGCCACGCUUGAUAGGAUGCGGAGGGAUAGUCAUGGCCUUAGGCGCCCUCCUUUCUGCACUGCCUGAAUUUCUGACCCACCAGUACGAGUAUGAAUCAGGGGAGAUACGCUGGGGGGCUGAAGGGAGGGAUGUGUGUGCUGCCAACGGGUCCACCAGUGACGAGGGACCAGACCCGGACCUUAUCUGCAGGAAUAGGACUGCUACCAACAUGAUGUAUUUGCUGCUCAUUGGAGCACAGGUUCUUCUAGGCAUUGGUGCUACGCCUGUCCAGCCCCUAGGAGUUUCCUACAUUGACGACCAUGUGAGGCGGAAAGAUUCCUCCCUGUAUAUAGGGAUCCUGUUUACGAUGCUGGUAUUUGGACCAGCCUGUGGAUUUAUCUUGGGCUCCUUCUGUACCAAAAUCUAUGUGGAUGCUGUCUUCAUUGACACAAGUAAGCUGGACAUCACCCCGGACGACCCUCGGUGGAUCGGCGCGUGGUGGGGAGGCUUCCUGCUCUGUGGUGCCUUACUCUUCUUCUCGUCCCUCCCGAUGUUUGGGUUCCCGCAGUCCUUGCCCCCGCGGACGGAGCACGCGUUGGAGAGCGAGCAGGCCAUGCUCCCUGAACGGGACUACGAGAGGCCCAAGCCGAGCAACGGCGUCCUGCGGCACUCGCUGGACGACGAGAACAGCACAUCCUGCUUUCAGCAGUUGCGAGUGAUCCCCAAAGUAACCAAGCACUUGCUCUCUAACCCCGUCUUCACCUGCAUCAUCCUGGCGGCAUGCAUGGAGAUCGCCGUGGUGGCUGGUUUCGCCGCUUUCCUGGGGAAGUACCUGGAGCAGCAGUUCAACCUCACCACUUCGUCCGCAAACCAACUCCUGGGGAUGACAGCAAUCCCAUGUGCAUGUUUGGGCAUUUUCCUGGGUGGCCUCUUGGUGAAGAAGCUCAGCCUAUCUGCUCUGGGAGCCAUCAGGAUGGCUAUGUUGGUGAACCUGGUGUCCACAGCUUGCUACGUGUCUUUCCUGUUCCUCGGCUGUGACACUGGGCCUGUGGCAGGAGUUACUGUUCCCUAUGGAAACAACUCAACUCCGACCUCACCUCUAGACCCGUAUGCCCCCUGCAAUAACAACUGUGAAUGCCAAACCGAUUCCUUCACUCCCGUCUGUGGGGCAGACGGGGUCACCUACUUAUCUGCCUGCUUUGCCGGCUGCAGCAGCACGAAUCUCAGCAGCUGCUCAUGCCUCAGCUCACUCCCAGCUGAAAAUGCUACAGUCGUUCCUGGAAAAUGCCCCAGCCCUGGCUGCGAAGAGGCCUUCCUUACAUUCCUCUGUGUGAUGUGCGUUUGCAGCAUGAUUGGGGCCAUGGCGCAGACGCCAUCAGUUAUCAUACUCAUCAGAACCGUGAGCCCCGAACUCAAGUCUUAUGCUUUGGGGGUGCUUUUCCUGCUUCUCCGUUUGCUAGGUUUUAUCCCACCUCCGCUGAUCUUUGGGGCUGGAAUUGAUUCCACGUGUCUGUUUUGGAGCACGUUUUGUGGCGAACAAGGAGCCUGUGCGCUGUAUGACAAUGUGGUCUAUAGAUACCUGUAUGUUAGUAUUGCUAUAGCCCUGAAGUCUUUUGCAUUCAUCUUGUAUACAACCACCUGGCAGUGCUUGAGGAAAAACUAUAAAAGAUACAUCAAGAACCACGAAGGUGGUCUCAGCACUAGUGAGUUUUUUGCCUCUACUCUCACCCUAGACAAUCUGGGGCGGGACUCAGUGCCCCAAAAUCAAUCGCACAGGACAAAAUUUAUCUAUAACCUUGAAGAUCAUGAGUGGUGUGAAAAUAUGGAGUCUGUUUUAUAGUGACUAUGGAUGGAUGAACUGCGUUAAUAAUGUAAGGGUCCUUUUUAAAGAAAACAGAGUGAGAAUGAAGGAAUAUAAUUGCAAAACAAUGGCAACACAGGAAACUUUGUCUUUUUCUCAAAAUCAGAUCCAGCCAGGAUUCAGAACAACCUCCUCUUUUAAUGGGAUCACUUUUGAAAUCUUGGGGGGUGAUAGAGAAAACACAACACAGCUGUGGCUGGGUUCCAGCCCAUUUGAUGAUAGUAGAAGCUUCUGAGAUGGAAACAGCUGGAGAGCAUCAGUAGCAGCAGAGAGAGAGGUUCGUCGGAGAGCUCAGCGAAUGGACAGGCUUGGGCAAGAGGCGUAAAGAAAGAAGAUGACAAAGGCAACGCUGAAAUAGGUGUUAGCAGUGCUGCGUGUCCUGGGGAUAGGUGCAGCAACGUGGGCGGACGGGUUAGCUGGUCUGGGCGCUGCUCAAACCCAACGCGCUCCCUCAAUGAUGGCAAAGAGGGGAGGGCGCUAGAGUCGUUCAAUCAGUCACACUGUCACCAGCCAGGAGUCCGCGUUAAAUACCUUUAAAGCUGCUGGAAACCCUCCAGGUAGCGAGCGAUGCGGUCUGAGUUACCAAAUCCUUCCAGCCAAGGCAUAUUUGCAGAUCGCAGCUUCCUAGUUGUCUGUGAACAGCUGUGCUCAGAUCUUUCAGACCCAGUAAAGUUCAAGACAUUUGCUCACACUUGCCAAACGUGCUGUCAAUUUUAAAGGGGGAUGAAUUCCAAAUAUUUGUCUGUGUAGUCCUCUAAUAAGAUUUUUUUUAAUUAAUUAUUUUCAAGUUUAUGUUAACCCUUAAAUCGCUGACACUUUUCUGGGGAGGGGGAUUUAUUUAUGCUAGUUUGGGGAAAAGUCCUGUUUAAUUCACCCAAACAUAAUGUGACUCAAGGGGUUCGUUUAAUCCUCUGCUUUUUUUAUCCAUACGCCUUCAUUCUAAUAUGCUACCGAGCCAAUGAGGACACAUACUAUGUUUUUAAAAGAGAGAGUGAAUGCACUGUGUCUAUACAAAAAUAAUUGCCAGUUGGAGAAUUAUAGAUAAUAUGAUGAUUUACAUAAUAUAGUUUUUUCAUAUUAUAUGUGACUCAGUAAAUAUAUAUAUAUAUGGAGAGACUGUUUAUGUUCUCUUCAGUUUUUAAAGAUAUAUAUAUAUAUAUAUCAUUUGCAAUCUAGAAAUUAUGUGGUGGAUGUUUUCUUUAAAGUGUGUGUGCGUGCGUGCGUGUGUGUAUACAAGAUGAAGGGAUACUGACCUUAAACCUGCAACCUGCAACUGAUAUUUUUUCACCUGAGAAAUUCCACUAACUUCAGUGGAAGCCUUGUGAAGAAAGUUGAAUAAUCUUUCCACCUAGAGACUGUAUUUUGCCCUAUAUAUUUGCAUUUCCAUGGAAGACUGGGUUAUAGGAGCAAAGAUUGGCCAGCAUUGAGCACCUCUGAAAUUUUCAUUCAAAUUCUCAAGAUGCAGCCACACAGGAGCACAUUUGGCUUUGCCUUUGCAAUUGUAGUCUUAACCUGUGCGGUCAAAAUCAAGGGGAAAGUUUCAUCUGAUUUUAAGAAGCAUUGGCUCAGGCUUAUUAUAUUGCAUGUGUGUUUUUCUUUUCUAAAAAAUUCCUCUUGGUAAACAAUACAAAGUCAUUGCAUUUGAUGAGUUUUCCCCAGUCAGAAGUGGAAAGUAGAUACACUUCCAGUGGAGUAAAUGUCAGAAGGGUUUUAAGGGUUAGCAUCAUUAAUCAGAAAGUUCCUUUUUUGUUUGUAUUUUGAAACUGUUGUGAACAUGCAGACGGUUGGAGACAUAACCUGGCAUGUCAAACCAAGUGCUGGAUGUAGCUUCCAUGCAGCUGGUGGAGUAGCUGAUCUCCCCAGAGUCCUUGUCCAUUGCUGGCAGUGGACGCUCCGCAAUCGGCACAAUUACAGAGAGUUGAUAACUUGCUACUCAUGUGCAAUGCCUUUUUAGCAAAAUUUACUUUUAUCUAGGCAUUUAAAUAUGUGGGCAGAGAGAGGAUAUCAAACUGCUUCCAGCUAACUGACUUUAUAUGUGUGUUUGUAAUUUAUGAACAGCAUUAAAUGUUCAGCAACAGUAAGGGCAAAAAGUAUAUCAAAUAAACUCCGCUGUGCCAAAUAUUCGACAAAUAUUGUAAAUGUAGAUAUUUGAGUCUUGGUUUGGAGCCACGUUAAGAAUCAUUUGAUUAAUGAAGGCGUUUAAAAAAAAUUGUAAAGCUAUGCAGUGCCAUUGUUAUGCUGGAUGGUAAAUGAUUCUUCUUAGGCUAUUAGAAUGGUUUAGUAUGUAGGGAUACUACAUCCAUAAAAUAAUGAAUUUAGAAAGGCACAGGGUGCAUAACUGUCUCAUAAAAUAUGUGUAACUGUCAAGUAUAAGCAUUGGAAAUCAUUCUGUACAGUUUUCUUCAUUUUGAAAAUUUAUUACUUAGGCUACUGUCUUUUCAAUGUUAGUUCAUAAUUUUAUACUAUACACACACACACAUUCAGACAGAACACAAAUGUCACAGAACAGAACCCUCUCAAAGCCUGAUUGCUUGAAUUUCUAUAACCCCUUUCACAAUUUCAUUUUUUCACCUCUGAAUGUCCAAGGCGAAUGAGAGUAACAUGCUGACUUGAUGCCAUGAAAACUCCAGGUGUUCAAGAACUGUGGUUUGUCAGCACAGUCAGAUCCCUUCAACCGGAGUCAUAGAAACCAGAUUCCAAAGCACUUCAUGCUUUCAUUUUUAUUUUUUCCUUUUUUUAUUUAAUCUUUUCUAUUGGUAUGUAUGGAAGAUUCAGUUGCAUAGAGUUACUUUUGUUGUUUUUAUGCUGUUUCUUAAAGUAUUUGCAUGAUUGCUUUUUUAUUUCUUCCAGUAACGUGACCUUUGAAAAGCUCUGCCCUUUUCUUACUCCUCUCUCUCUCUCUCUCUCUUUCUCUCUCUCUCUCUCUCUCUCUCUUUUUUUUUUUUUUUUUUUUUUAAGGAUGUAUCAGAAACCUGCCUCAGGUGUAGAGCUUUACUGUCAGUGCUUUGGUACACAUCUGAGCAAAAUUUUAUUUCAAACAAAACAUGCAGACAAAAACCUUUGUCCAUCCCAGCAGGCUCUUUGUUUUCCUCAGUUCAAAACCACAAGCCAGUUUUGCCUGCAACCCAAAUUUUGUUACAGAAUGAGUGAAGCAUCUUGGACAUCCUGCUGCUUCCCAAAAUGCAAUGGGCCUUAGCCUGUAAGCACUUCACUUCCAUCCCGCAACUGCCUUAACCAUGCAGGAGACUUAAUAGUAAGAAUGGAGUUAGAAAAAUGCCCAUUCCUGUAAAGAGAAGUAGUGACAUUGUCCAUGUAGUUGAGAUGCAACACUGGAAAUUUUCCUCCAUGUUCAGGGACGCUGAGAUUCAGGGUUUUGUUGAGGUCUUGUCAGAAAUGUUAUUUUGAUGUCUCCAAGCACUGUGUUCCCUGCAUGGCUGUCUGCUAAGGAAUGAGAUGUUGGGAUUAAAACUGCUUGAGCUUUAGCAGACUCUAAGGGAUAGUCCAGUUGCCUUGCAUGACUUCAGAUUGAGUUUUCCUUUCCCUUGCACAGAUAUAACCUAGGGGUGGCCCCAAUGGAAUCAGAAGGGAACCCCAACGUAAAAUUGGUGCAAAUGACACUAGAAUCAGUCCCAUUGUUUUGUGGUUUGGUGUUGUUUUACAUACUCAUUAAACAAGAAAAUGCAUUUCUAGAAGCUAUUUUUUCUAUGUGUUGAAAUCAUACAUCCUUCUGUCUUUGCCCAAAGCAUCUUGGAUGUAUACUAGGACUGAAAAGUCCAUCACUUGAAUUAUCUAGACAAACUCUUUAUUCCUUAGGAAUUCAAUUAGAAGGGCUUCACAUUGCCAGAUGCCUGGAAAAGACGCUGAGCUACUCAGUGCUGCCAUUACUAAUCUGAGUUGGGUCUCACCUUGCUGGGAAGGUGAAAAGAGAAAGAUGCAGAAAGAAAUUAGCUUCAAUUAGCUGAGUUAGCAAUGCUUCAGAACACUUCAAAAUUGAACUGAUGAGCUGUAGACAUUCGAAAAGUGUUUGAAAUGUUUCCAAAUGGCUGAGAUGCAUUGACUUCUUUUUUCUUAAAAAAAGAGGGGGGGGAGGGUGAAGGGGAAAGAGAGAUUUUUAGUACCUCCAAUCUCCCGUCAGAGUUCAAUGUAGCAUCCUCAGCUGGUUUCUGUUCCUAAAAGUGAUGCUGGAAGCAAUGCCUUUCGGUUUCAACUUUGUCCGUCAGUUGCUGCAUGUUUUUCCCAAGGAAUGAGGUCCCGAAAGGUGAUGCUGUCUAGUAACCAGCAGUUUCACUCCACAGCAAACCCAGAGUCAACUCCAAAGUUACCAGCACUGUGAAGCUUUAGCCCCAGAGUCAGCUGUGGCUUUUCCUGCUGUGUGAGGGAGUUUCUCACAGCUGGGUAUGCUGGACUCAGUAUUUUCUUGUGAUCAUGACAGUCUUGGUGUGUUUGUUUUAUUCUUGUCAGGUGAUAUGAGGAAUUGUUGCUAUUAAAGACAUAUGCAAACAUUUUACUGGACUGAUGUGAUAACAGCUUUGCUCUUUUAUUCACAGAGGUUUCCAGACACGCUUCCACUCUACCUUUAGACACAGGCAUCCUCAUCUAUACUCCCCUAAUUUCUCAUGUGCUAUCUUUGCAGGCAGAAACAGGCAUGUUCUUGCUGUCUCCCUCUAGAGCUGAUUAACUCUUGUAAAGUUCACAGGGUUUCUGUGUGUGGGGUAGAGCACCCCCAAUAUAAGCAAUAAUGCUGAACUGUUUUACUUGCGUCAGUAGUUUUUGUUUUUUUCACCUUAAUCUGAGUUCACUUCUUCCAACACCCUAUGCUGUUGCUGUGACUUUCCAUUCUGUUGGUGGCAGUUCCAGGAGACUCUGAAUAUUCUGCUUUCCUUGCAACAUGAUGUUCCUCCCCCCACCACCACCACCUCCUCCCACCCCACAGGAAGACCAAGACCCAAUUGGUGAGAAUGUGGGCAGCAGUUUUUUAAGAUGGGCGAUCAAAUGAUGGGAGCCGUUGGCAUGAGCCAGGCCUGUCUUCAGUUAUCUCAUGUUUUGGAGUGAUCCAAGAAAGAAAGAAAUUGGAAGGGCUCUGUGGCUGAGCUUUCCAGCAUCCUUGGAGCAAUUCAGUGCUCAGCUGUACAGACCUAUCUGCUUUGCCUCUUUCUGAGACCCACAGUUCAUAGGCUUUGCUUCUAAAACGACCACGAGCUUGCUUUCUCCAGCCACAGGUCUUCCUUCUUCUCUGUGGUAAAGCACAGUUCAGGUCUACCAAGGUAAUGUAAGGUGUUCAGAGUUAUUGACUGCGCUUUAAAUUUGCUUGAGAUAUCAGCAGGUCUCAGUAUCAGAUACAUUCAAAAUAUCAUACAUUUUUUCUGCUUUUAUAGACUAAAUCUGUUACUUCUACGCUGUAAAUGACAUUUUCUAUCAUUUCAUUGAUAUUUCUAGCCAAUCUGUUAAUACAAUUGCCUUGCUGAAAAAUGGUCUUUCAGCAGUUCUUAGACAUUAGGUAGUUCUUUGUAGUUGGCAACACUAGUUAAUAAUCUUUGGCCAUGAUCUGUUCCUUGAAUUCAGUGGAGCAGGAGGAAGCUCUGUGUAGUCAGAAGCAAUACUGGUGUUUUCUUUUGACAGAGUAAGAACAUAGACUGCUUUCCUUUGGGGUUCAGUUUUGCCUCAGCCUCAGUUAUGAGCAUCGUUUACUCCCAUGAGGGCACCAUGAUUUCCAUUUGGAUGGUUGCAAGAAAAGGACUUUUGGAUGUAUACAGUGUUUGUACUGUUUUGCUUGUCAAAAUCUUGCUUUAGGCUCUGAUGAAUGGAGUGAUUCUAGGGAUGUGGUCUUUGGGAUACUGUAUUGACUGUUUGGAAGUGUAUCCCCAUUUCCUUUAGGUUAAGUGUGACAGAGCAGAGAUUCACAGCCUGGUAAGUAACGAAAGUAUAAAGGAAAAAAUUAGCAAUACCCUGACAAUUUCUGAUGUUGGGCUUGUUCUACGUGAGGUUGGUGUCUGCAAGUGAAAAAAAUAAAAAGCAAUAAGAAACUUGUCAAGUCCUACUCAGCAAAUAAUUUAUAGCAACUUCAUAAAUGAAUUUUCCCUUUUACUUCCUCAUGAAUUGCUGAGGAAAACUAGAAAAUGCCUCCAAAGUAUUUGUAAGGUUAUUUCUGCAUAUAAUCAGUCGGUCUUGGGGGGGGGGGUGGAAUGGCUUUGUUAUAAUUCAGACAAGUUAGUUUGUUCUGACUGGACAUAGAAAUCAUCGGGAAAUUUCUGCUCCCUAGUCAAAGGCUGGAUUUUCUCAUCAGUACAAAUAUUUAGUGCAAAUGUAUGUGAUUCAAAAUUGAAUAAGAGGGAUCUUGCUCAGUGCCAAUGGGCAGCGUGCCUCUGGACAUACACUGCUUUAGGACAGCCAAAGUGCUGGCUUUCAGUUCACUUUCCAGGAAUAUUCUCUGAUAGAUGCUUGAAAUUCUCUGCUUCUUCCAGUUUUCCCACUAGUUAAUACAUUCAUUUUAGUAAUUACUGAGAGCAAACACAAGAAGAGUAUGAACUCAGACAAAAACAAAUUGGUAUGAAGGUGAAGCAGGUGGUGGAUAUUUUAUUUGCAAUGUUUGCACAGCUCAGAUCUGAUGCAAAAUCUCUCUGGAAUCAAAGGGUUGUAUAUGACCUAACAUACUUAUUUCUUUCCAACUAGCUUUUAGGAGAGCAGAAGGCAUCUUUCCCUGCUACAUAUGUCUUAGCCCUUUCCCCCUGCAGUAUGGCCAGUGCAUUUACCUUUCAACAUAAACUGCAUCUCAGUCUUACAUGUGCGGUGCCUCACAACGACCUGAAGGAAAAAGUGACUCCUGUUCUUUGCCCAUGAUGCUUUCUGCAAGUUUGGAUGAUUAUGAUCCCUGUUGAAGAAUCACAGACAUCUUCCUAAAGUCUUUGGUGCAGUGGGUCUAAAACGGCUCUGUUGAUCCCAGGUAGCCUGUAAGCUGUGCUAGCAGGUCUACGGCUUGUUUACAGACCCAUAUUGCCUUCGUACUGUUUUCAGAUGAAAGUGUGGUGAUGAGAACAUGCAUAGCAGUAAAUGAGAAGUGGUAAGGGUUGCCAGUGGUCUGUGACCACCAAAGUUUGGGAGUCUCCAUGUUGGCACAUGAAAGCAAUUCCCAUCAUCCACUUCUGGGAAGGAGCUAUCUCAGAGCGAGGUUCACAAAAAAAGUAUGACAGCACUGGGACCGAGUAGCGUUUCAAGCAAAAGUAACCUCUUGCUUCUCUUUGGUGCAAAGUCCCUAGGGAGGAGGGGUGGGGAUGGGGAGCAGGGGAAAAGCUGUGACCUAUUAAAACCCAUAGUGCCUACCACUGAAAAUGGAUCGCUGUAUUGUAUUAUAUUAUACGUGACUACCAUGUAAAUAAAGUACAAUAAAUGUGGUGUUCAUUAGGUUUUUGAUACAAGUUGAAUGCAGUCUGCAGAAAUUUUUUUUUUCCUCCUGUAUGUACUUAAAUUACAUUCCAGUCAUGGGGACAUUUGGGUUUAUGUGAGCUAGAACUGCAUAAGUAGCAUUAGAUGAGAAAAAAAUGCAAUAAGGUUAUUUUAAAACUCCGUUUACCCUUUAUAAAUGAGACACAAGCACCAUCAGCCAGCCUACAGGGAGUGGGGGUGCCUGCAUACACAGGAGGAGCGCAGCUCUUUAUUUGAAGUGGUUUGUGAGCAGAAGAGACAGCACUGCCCAAACUGUCCUUGGCCAUGCUUCAUUCACAGUGAAAGGAAAGCAGCAUUUUAGUUUGGCUGAUUUCUCUUUGAUCAUUUUUCUGAUGCAGAUGUUGUUCAGGAGCAUAUGCUUAGCCCAUGUAACCAUGUUAUUCUCCACCCUUGAGAUGCCUCAGUAGCAGCUACAGCUGAGCAAACUGAGAGCUUAAAAAUCACAGCGGAUUUGGAAAGAAGGCUCAUCCAGGUGGGAUCUGGAUGAGCCCAGCUCAACCAGCUCAAACCCCUGUGGCUCUGAUAAUCACUGAGGGGCUUUUUUCAGCUAAUAGAAAUAUUAAGAACUUACUUUGUUCCUUAACUCACUCCCUUCUUUGUCCAUAAGAGAGAACAACAUACGAGCACAUAGCAACGAGACACAUCUGCAACAUGCUUUCCAAAUCCUGAUGCAUCUCAUAACUGGGCUUCUGGCUUGAUGAUGGGGGUUUUCUCCAGUUUUCAGAUGCUCAGUGCUUCUCUGGGAGGUGUUUGAGACUGCUGUGCAGAUAUAAUCUCCCAUCUGUAUAUGAAGGGUACUUCCACAUUGACCACCUUUUUGGAAAAACAAGACCAUCCCACUCAGUUUGUCACAACUGUGGCUCAAAACUCAUCCACAGAGUUCUUCAGAGGGUCCGCAAACUUGGAGGAGUAUCUACCUGCCAACAUAGCAGACCAGAGAUGUCUGCCCUGAGUAUCAGAUAUGUUGUUCUUCAUAAUCAUCAGGGCAGAACGUCUGUGGGUGUUUGUAUGUUCAGAAGGUUCUUCCCGCAUAGGACAUCUCCACAAAUGGCCCACAGCAGCAUAUGUGGGACCUGGGUGAACCCAGGUGCUUCUGCCCCUGCCUCAGGAUGUAUGUUAAUCCUUUCCCACAGUGCCCAAGAAAACGUGUUCCUCAAAAAGGUCUUUGAAGUGUACUGGUUUGACUGGUGGUGAUUUUGCAGAAUUUUAGCAGCACUUCCAAAAUAAACCAAAACCUGGUUGGGAAAAGGAAAUAUUUCUCUGUAUAUUUGAUUUUAAAAGAAAAAAAAAGAAAGAAGAGAAACCACAUGGUCGAUAUAUUUUGAGUACUGCAUUCUGUAUUUUUGCAGCUUAUAUUUUCCAGAUGAGCAGUUUAGAAAUAUGUGAUGUGAAAUACAUACUGUAAGUUUCCUGUAAAUGAUAUUAAAACCACUAUUUUCAUUC